Molecule: messenger RNA, 819 nt
Organism: Chenopodium quinoa (quinoa)
Lineage: Eukaryota; Viridiplantae; Streptophyta; Magnoliopsida; Caryophyllales; Amaranthaceae
Product: WD repeat-containing protein DWA2-like
Biological process (GO): protein ubiquitination
Molecular function (GO): protein binding
Source: RefSeq, a predicted model, not a curated record
AAAAAUCUGGUGAUCUUCCCGGCAAAUUCAUCACUUUGAUCGUUUAAUCAAGAAAUGCAGGGUGGAUCAACUGGCAUUGGUUAUGGUCUUAAGUAUCAGGCAAGGUGCAUUGCCGAUGUUAAGGCGGAUACGGAUCACACCAGCUUCAUCGCCGGUACUCUAUCUCUUAAAGAAGAAAAUGAGGUGCAUUUGAUUCGUCUUUCUAAUGGUGGAACUGAGCUUGUAUGUGAAGGAUUGUUCUCUCACCCAAAUGAGAUCUGGGACCUUGCUUCUUGUCCUUUUGAUCAGCGUAUUUUCUCUACCGUCUUUUUCAAUGGUGAAUCAUAUGGAGCAGCCAUAUGGCAGAUUCCUGAAUUGUAUGGCCAGUUAAAUUCGCCUCAGUUGGAAAGGAUUGCUGCUCUUGAUGCACACAGUAGUAAAAUUAAAGGUGUUCUUUGGUGGCCUACAGGAAGGCAUGAUAAAUUAAUUAGCAUUGAUGAGCAGAAUCUAUUCUUGUGGAGUUUGGAUUCUUCAAAGAAGACCGCUCAGGUACAGUCACAAGAAUCAGCUGGUGUGCUUCAUUACCUAACUGGUGGAGCAUGGGAUCCUCAUGAUGUGAAUUCUGUUACAUUAACUAGUGAAUCAGCAAUCCAGCUCUGGGAUUUACGGACAAUGAAGAUGAAUAACACAAUUGAGCAAGUGCAUGCCCGCAAUGUGGAUUAUGAUGCCAAAAAGAGCAAUAUUCUGGUAACUGCUGAGGAUGAGUCUGGAAUACGCAUUUGGGAUCUUAGGAUGUUAAAGGCUCCCAUCACCGAGCUUCCUGGCCAUGCACACUGGUAA